ACCCACUUAAAGAAACAAGGACUAAAUUAGCUGGGUUUCCCAAUACCAUAUUUCAAAAACCGCCAAUGAGAAAGCCUGAUUCAAUGGGGAUCAAGGACAGAGCACUCGUAAAUAACAAUAGCAAUACUAACAACAACAACAACAACAAUAAUAAUAAGAGCAAGCUGAGGAAGGGUUUGUGGUCGCCAGAAGAAGAUGAGAAGCUGAUGAGAUACAUGUUGAGCAAUGGACAAGGCUGCUGGAGUGAUAUUGCCAGGAAUGCUGGUCUUCAAAGGUGUGGAAAGAGUUGUCGUCUUCGUUGGAUUAAUUACUUGAGGCCCGACCUCAAGCGUGGUGCUUUUUCAUCCCAAGAAGAAGACCUUAUCGUUCAUUUGCAUUCAAUGCUUGGCAACAGGUGGUCACAGAUUGCGGCUCGUCUUCCAGGAAGAACUGACAAUGAAAUCAAGAAUUUUUGGAAUUCAACAUUGAAGAAAAGGUUGAAAAACAACAACAACAACAAUUCCACAUCCUCUCCAAAUGAUAGUAAUUACUCAUCGGAUCCCUUAGAUGUUAUUGCAUCAGGAGGUGGAAUGAUGCCCAAUAUCCAUGACCAUGACAUGAUCUCCAUGCACAUGGAUUCUUCAUGUUCAUCAUCAGCAUCCAUGCAAGCUACUACUGGUAAUUACCAGUUGGAUCCAUUCUCUUUUCUCGAUAGUCGAUAUGACCUAACCCAUGCGGACAGAUUGUUAAACACAAUUCCUUCAUGCUUGGAACAAGUUGGUGUUGGGAAUGGACUUAUAGGAGAUUAUUACAAUGGAAUUGAUCAUCAUCAAGAUCAGCCAGAGAAGAUUAUCAUGGGUUUCGAAAGAGAUCUAUGUCUUCCUCCACUGGAGAGUAGAAGCAAUAUUGAAUUAGAGAUCAACAAUAACAAUAAUAAUGGUCAAAUUGACCAAGUGAAAAGCAACAUCGACCACUUGAAUAAUAGUUGCUUCAAUAACACUGACUUCAGCUUCAAAGGAGAUCAUCAUCAUCAUCAUCAUCAUCAUCAAGGCAGCAAUAUGUUUGGGUUUGGAAAUCAUGGACAAGGAGAAAACUUAAGAAUGGGAGAAUGGGAUUUGGAGGGUUUGAUGCAAGAUAUUUCUUCUUUUCCUUUCCUUGAUUUCCAAGUUGAAUAACUGGCCUCUACUGCUAUUUUGGAUUUGGAUCCCCACUUUUUAUUUUUUCUCUCUGAAUCUUCUUUUCUUUUCUCUCCCUUCCAAAACGAUCUACCACAUCCUGUGGAAAGAGUUUUUGGCAAACCAUUUCUUUUUUUUUCUUUUUUUUUCUUCCCUCUCAAACACACCUCACGAAGUUUUUUCUUCUUCUUGCUCUCUUUCAAAAAGCUUUUUGGUUGAUUCUUUUAUUCCAUAUAUAAUUUUUUUUUUUUUUUUUUUUUUACAAAGUGGUUUUCUAUUGUUAUCAAUUAGGACAAAGAUCAAUAAUAGCAAUAUGGAGGAUAUAUAUAUAGAUAUAUACACAAAUAUAUGAUCAGGGAAUAGAAAGACAGGAAAUUGUAAUUGUUGUAUGUAACUUGAUUUGCUCUUUUUCAGGCCGUUUGGGGGCAUUUUGCAGGGAAUUGGUGGGUUGCAAAUAAUCAUCGUUCCUAGCUAUGCAUGAAGAGAAAUGUGAGUAGUAGGAGAUGAGAGUACAUAAAAAAAAAAAAAAAAAAAAAAAAUGUAGAAGAAAAAGAAGAUUAGUUUGGUGAAUAUUUUGUUUUUUCGUUUUUGUUUUUGUUUUUAUGUACAAUAUUAGAAUAAUGAGGAAGUGAAGGAAAUUGUUAUAAACACACCCUCAUGUCAUGUAAA
Messenger RNA from Ziziphus jujuba (common jujube), 1823 nucleotides. Its product is annotated as transcription factor MYB83. Lineage: Eukaryota; Viridiplantae; Streptophyta; Magnoliopsida; Rosales; Rhamnaceae. The record is from RefSeq and is a predicted model, not a curated record. The coding region runs from base 66 to 1154 and encodes 362 amino acids. The transcript has 2 exons.